Messenger RNA from Funneliformis geosporum, 1029 nucleotides. NCBI's taxonomy places the organism in Eukaryota, Fungi, Glomeromycota, Glomeromycetes, Glomerales, Glomeraceae. The record is from the annotation of a GenBank genome assembly.
AUGGAUGUUAACCCGUUUUCAGACUUUUGUAAUUUUGACUUUGAAGAACAAGAUACGAAGAAAACAGAAAAGGUUACUUCUCAGAAAAAUCAAGUUUUACAAAACGAAAACCUCGAAUAUAUACCUAAGCAUGAUUACGAUGGAUGGUUCCAUACAACAACUACAUCAUUUUCUAUACUCCUUCGCUCAAAGGGAGGUCCUACACAAAUAAAACAAUCGAUUGAACAUCUUUAUUUUCAUCGAAGAUUUGAAGAAUCUUUACGUUUAUCGCUUGAAUAUAUCAAAUUUAUUGAACAAUGUAAUAACCUUUCUGAUAAAAAAGAAAUUAAAAUUUAUAAUCCAAAUAGAUUAAAUAACCCCCGUGAAAUGUUGGAGAUAGCUUCAAGAUGUGCUUUACAAUUAAAAAAUGUCAAAUUAGCUGUUAAAUGCAUCGACAAAUUGGCAAGUGACUUAGAGAAAGUAUCGAAUGAACCAGGGCAUAUGCGGUUGAGAGGGAUGAUUUAUGCAACAGGAGGCCGUUAUGCAGAUUCAAUACAUUAUUAUAUAAAAUAUUUACAGAUUCGAAAUAAUGAUUAUAAAAUAUGGAAGGAAAUGAGUCAUACAUUUCUUUACUGUUAUUACCAUUUUGCUAAUCCCAAAGAGGAUUUCACAACAGAUCUUAUGAAAAUUACAACUCAAGGAAUUUUUCAAAGCACACUUAUUACAAAACUUGCCCUGAUUUGCAUUAAACGUGCUUAUGAACUAAUGUUAAUAACACCAUGGGCAACUUCAGUGAAUUAUAUUAAUUCGCGUUUUACGCAUGAGAAACGAGAAAUCGAAUACUUAUCAAAUUACUUGGAGAAAGUAGAUGACAAUUUCGAAGAAUCAAUGUCAUUGUUAAAUAAUUUAGAAGAGAAUGAGACAGCAAAAAAAAUGAUAGCGGAAAAUGGAUUUGAUUUAGAAAUGAUAAAAUGGAUACUGGUGGAAUCCAAAAUAAGCGUCAAUGGGUUGUAUUUGAUGGAUCAAGAAAGAUUAGCAAAGGACUUAUAG